Molecule: messenger RNA, 1990 nt
Organism: Schistocerca serialis cubense
Lineage: Eukaryota; Metazoa; Arthropoda; Insecta; Orthoptera; Acrididae
Exons: 5
Coding region: 143-1438 (431 amino acids)
Source: RefSeq, a predicted model, not a curated record
AGUCGCAGGCUGCACUGCUGGCGGUGAACUCGUGUUUAUAAAAGGCUGACACCGGUGACAGGGGGCAGGUAGGUGCCGACGCUGCAGUCGGCGUGCAAGCGAGCGAGCGUACGUGGGUAGCACAGCGUUCCCAGUCCGUAGCAUGGCCGAUGCGGAACAGCAGCUGCCGCAGCAACAAGUGCCCGGGGAAGGGCAAGAGGAGGAGGUGGACCAGCCGCUUCCUGCUAUCGACGAACCCUUCCUCCAGGGUGUGCUGCGGAGCCACCUCCGGGACGACGGACUCGUCGUGGACAAAGUCGAUGUCGGUCCGGGCAGUGGACCCGGGGACAACUACAUGAGCACUGUGUACAGUGCCGUAGUACGUGGCAAGACGGGACGACUAGAGGCGUUCGAGGAGCAGCUGGUGGUGAAGUUGUGGCCGGCGGACGCGAAGCGGCGGCGGCUGUUCCGCUGCGCGCAGGCGUUCAGCCGCGAGGCGUGCGGCUACGGCGAGGUGGUGCCUCGGCUGGGCGCCGCCGCCGCCGCGCUCUUCCCGCGCUGCCUGUACGCCUCGCCCGCCGGCGUCGUCGUGCUGCAGGACCUGCGCCCGCUCGGCUUCCGCAUGGCCGACCGCCGCGUCGGCCUCGACCUGCCGCACGCCGAGCUCGCGAUCAGGAAACUGGCCCAGUUCCACGCGACUACGUUGGUUCUGAAGAGGGACAGCCCGGAGACGGCGGAGCGCCUGAGGCGGAUGCUGCAGCCGGACCUGACGUUCGCGACGGCGGCGCGCCUGCUGACGAGCGACUCGGUGGACAACGCGUUCCUCAUGGCCGUGGAGUCGCUGAGCGACGAGCGCCAGUGGGACGAGCCGCUGCGCGCCGCCGUGGCCGCCGUGCGCCCGCUGCGCGACCAGCUGUACGACCGGCUGCGGCGGCUGCUCGCCGACGUCGACGAGGCCACCGCUGUCGUCUGCCACGGCGACAGCAGCGCCAACAACAUGCUCUUCCAAUACGACGACCAGCGGCGCCCGCAGGACCUGCGCUUUCUCGACAUGCAGGUGCUGCGGUACGCAUCGGCUGCUACCGACGUGAUGUACCUGCUGUUCACGACCGUGCAGAGUGCCGUCCUCAGCGAACACCUGCAGGACCUGGUGGGCGCCUAUCACCAGCAGCUGCAGCACGAGGCGGCCGGCGCCGCGGACCACAUCACUCUGGACCAUCUGCAUUCGGAGGUGCAACGCCACGCUCUCUGGGGGCUGCUGAUGGGCUUCUGGCUGAUGCCGGCGAUGAUGAUCAGUCCGCAGAACGUACCCAGUAUGGAGGGCAGCGAGUCGCUGUCCAAGCAGCGCAUCAGCGAGUGGGCGCGCAAGCUGGGCCCCGACUACUGCGUGCGCAUCGAGAGCAUCAUGCGCAGCUACAUCACACUACUGAGGUCUCGGCCAGGUGCCGAAACUGCCUAGGGGCCGGAGCCGGGGGCGGGCCUCUCAGACCUUGCCGUGCACGGAAAUGAACAUUUUAAUAAGAAGUAGUGUUUAGGAAAGGGAACUGCCUCUGACAAACUGACGUAUACUAUUACAGUCUUACGUAAAACGUAGUUUUUACAUCACUGACUCCUACAAUAUUUUAUCGAUGACACUGUUUUACCCACUCACUUGUAAUCGAAGGGCGCUAUUACGUUAUAUAAACGAGGAUUAAAUUCGUUUUUACUUAUAAAUCAAUCGUACUGCAACAAUUGCUAAAAAAUUUUUUAAUAGUAAUUUCUUGUACGCAUCAUUUUGUUAUUAUUUAAUUGUAAGUAAUGCUACCCAUUCAGGUACCAAUGUUCACAAGUUAAGAUCACGUUACCAGUCAUUUUAAAGGUUCUUCUCUGAUCACUUCGUGACUGAAAAUCAUUGUCUUUAACGUUUUACUAUCCUCAGAGUCAAGAUGUUUUGUUUUGUUUCCUUACCCCUUUUAUGUUUCCUUUAGAUGAAUGCUGUAUAAAAUGAAAAGCACUUUCUUGUACAUAUUGU